Messenger RNA from Lodderomyces oxycetoniae, 1266 nucleotides. Its product is annotated as TEF4. Gene Ontology annotation, biological process: translational elongation. Gene Ontology annotation, cellular component: nucleus; cytoplasm. NCBI's taxonomy places the organism in Eukaryota, Fungi, Ascomycota, Pichiomycetes, Serinales, Debaryomycetaceae. Bases 1 to 1266 code for a protein of 421 amino acids. Gene Ontology annotation, molecular function: translation elongation factor activity. The transcript has a single exon. The record is from RefSeq and is a predicted model, not a curated record.
AUGUCACAGGGUACUUUAUAUGUUUUACCAACUUCUCCAAGAUCAUUUAUCUUGGAGGAUCUUGUAAAGUAUUACAAGUUAGAUAUUAAAAUCAGUGAUGAAAAAGAUGAGAGAUACCAACAUUACUUCCCAUUGGGCAAGACCCCAGCUUUUAUUGGCGCUAAAGGGUAUGCAUUAACCGAGGUUAUCGCUAUUGCUAGAUAUCUCUUCUCAUUGGUUCCAGCCGACCAAGUUAAGGGUGUUUUGGGUAAGAAUGGUGCACAAUAUGCAUCAAUUUUACAAUGGGAAUCAUUGAUCAACCAAGAAUGGAUAGGUGCUUGGGUUCCAACUUUUUACUUAGCUGUUGGUAAAGCUCCAUUUAACAAAAAAGUCAAUGACGAGAAUUUGGCCAAAUUGAACACCAUUGGUGGAAUUUUAGAGACUAGAUUACACGAUUAUACAUUCUUAGUUGGUGAAAGAAUCACUUUUGCUGAUUUAUUUGCAGUUGCUGCUAUUUCAGUAGCAUUAAAGACUACUUUGGGUGCCCCAUUUUUAGCCAAAUUUCCAAACAUCAAUAGAUGGUUCAAGACUGUUUCUCAGUCACCCUUUUGGAAUGGUAGAUUUGAAGGAUUUGAAGCCGUUAAAGAACCAUUGACUUUUACUCCACCAAAGAAGGAGAAGAAGAAGGAAACCAAUGCUGCUGCUGCUGCUGAUGCUGCUCCAAAAGCCCCAAAAGCCAAAGCUGCUGAUGCUGCCGAUGAAGCCGGCGAUGAGCCAGCCCCAUCAGCUCCAAAACCAAAACAUCCAUUAGAAGCUUUGGGUAAGCCUAAGAACCCAUUGGAUGAAUGGAAGAGAGUAUACUCCAAUGAGGAAACCAGAGAAGUUGCCAUCCCAUGGUUCUGGAAAAACCAAUACGACGCAGAAGAUUGGUCAUUAUGGAAGGUUGACUACAAGUACAAUGAUGAAUUGACAUUGACUUUUAUGUCAAAUAACUUGAUUGGUGGGUUCUUCAACAGAUUAUCUGCUUCAACCAAAUACAUGUUUGGUUGUUUAGUCGUUUAUGGGGAGAACAACAAUAACGGUAUCACAGGUGCUUUCUUGGUCAGAGGUCAAGAUUACGUUCCUGCAUUCGAUGUUGCUCCAGAUUGGGAAUCUUACGAAUUUACCAAAUUGGACGCAUCGAAACCCGAAGAUAAAGAAUUCAUCGAGAAUAUGUUUGCAUGGGACAAACCAGUCGAAGUCAAUGGUGAAAAGAGGGUAAUCAGUGAUGGUAAAGUGUUCAAAUAA